Messenger RNA from Cucurbita pepo subsp. pepo (vegetable marrow), 1526 nucleotides. RefSeq names its product purple acid phosphatase 18. The record is from RefSeq and is a predicted model, not a curated record. Lineage: Eukaryota; Viridiplantae; Streptophyta; Magnoliopsida; Cucurbitales; Cucurbitaceae. Gene Ontology annotation, molecular function: acid phosphatase activity; metal ion binding.
AAGUUGCUCUUCUUUUCCCCACACACAAACAAUUUCAAAAAGGUGCGGUUUCGUCUCUCUUUAAUCAUUAUUCUCAAGAUAUUGCUGGAAGCAAUCCAACGCACUCGCGUGACGAUGGAGGCCAUGCCCAAUCUAAUGCUCUUCCUCUUCCUUUCAAUCGUCUCGACUUUCAGCGCUGAAUCUGAUUAUGUUCGUCCUCAGCCCCGCCAAACUCUGCAUUUUCCAUUGAGUCCGAAAUCAUCUUCUCAACCUCGGCAGGUGCAUAUCUCUCUAGCAGGGGACAAGCAUAUGAGGAUCACAUGGAUUACUAAUGAUCAUUCUGCUCCCUCUUUUGUUGAAUAUGGGACACUACCUGGAAACUAUACUUCUGUUUCUCAAGGAGAGAGCACCUCAUACACUUACAUUUUGUACAAGUCAGGAAAGAUACACCACGCAGUAAUUGGGCCUCUAGAGGCCGGCACAGUUUAUUACUACCGAUGUGGUGGGGAAGGUUCUGAGUUCCAGCUGAAAACUCCUCCUUCCCAGUUGCCAAUCACUUUUUCAGUGGCAGGGGAUCUGGGCCAAACUGGAUGGACCAAAUCAACAUUAGACCACAUUAAUCUGUGCAAAUAUGAUGUGCUUCUACUUCCAGGUGACCUAUCCUAUGCCGAUUACUUGCAGCAUCGGUGGGACACGUUCGGUGAGCUCGUGGAGCCUCUUGCGAGUACGAGACCGUGGAUGGUAACUCAAGGGAACCAUGAAAAGGAGAGCAUAAUUCUAUUUAAGUCUCCAUUUGACUCGUAUGAUGCAAGAUGGAAGAUGCCAUUUGAGGAGAGUGGAUCGAGUUCGAAUCUCUAUUAUUCUUUUGAAGUUGCUGGAACUCAUGUGAUUAUGCUUGGAUCGUACACUGAUUAUGAUGAAUCCUCAGAUCAAUAUGCAUGGUUGAAGGCUGAUCUUGCAAAGGUGAACAAAGAAAGAACACCCUGGCUAGUAGUGUUAUUCCAUGUGCCAUGGUACAACAGUAAUAAAGCUCAUCAAGGUGAAGGUGCAAGCAUGAUGGCAGCCAUGGAGCCAUUGUUAUAUGCAGCUGGUGCAGACAUAGUAAUUUGUGGCCAUGUCCAUGCUUAUGAACGCUCGAAACGUGUGUAUGCUGGAAAAUCUGAUCCCUGUGGUGCUGUGCAUAUAACUAUUGGCGAUGGAGGAAACCGAGAAGGUUUAGCUCACAGGUACAUCGCACAGCCUGAAUGGUCGGUGUUUCGAGAAGCUAGUUUCGGGCAUGGGGAGCUGAAGAUAGUGAAUUCAAGUCAUGCAUUUUGGAGUUGGCAUAGAAAUGAUGAUGAUGAACCAGUGAAGUCUGAUGAAGUAUGGAUAACCUCAUUGGCAGCCUCUGGUUGUGCUGCUGAGAAGAACCAUCAACCGUAGAAAUUCACAUGAAGUUCCUCUCGGCUCCAUUGUAAAUAGUUUGUGUGAACAUAUAUAUACAUAUACAACAUAUAUAUCACCCUAUUUACAUAUAAUUUGAUGUAUUUUACCAAAUUACAAAUUUA